GGGAUAAGAAAAUCGGAGUUCUCAUUCUUCGUAAACGUUAAAUCAACGACUCUUUCUUCGUCUUGAUAAUCAAAAAAGCUGUCGCUGAAGGAGAAUCGGUAUUGUCUGGUAACGGCGUGCACGUGUGUCGGUAGCGCGCUCCACCGGAGGCGGCAGCGGCGUCUCCUGGCUGAGAUGCUUCAGAGUGCGUGAGAGGAAACACGCGGAGGAUUUCUCUCCAGCACCGGGAUUGAGCUGCGUUCACGCCUGCACAUCCCGUGCCUUCAGCCGGAUCAGUCACCACUGGACUGCGUCGUGAGGCAGUAAGAAACCAUCAGAGCUAAGCUGCAGCGGCAAAACAGUAGCCUAGUUGUGGAUCAGACUGGAUGAGCCUGUGUGUUCAUCCAGCCGCUGAUCCAUCCCCUGCUCUCUGGGUCGCAGAAAAGGAUCUGAUGAGACAGGAGAGAAAGGACCACCCGCUAUGGCGAGUGCUGGUGCAGCCGCUGAAGGUGCCGAGCAGAACCAUCUGAACGUCCCCAUUUCUGAUCAUGGACCAUGGGCAACUGCAAUGAACAACUUGGGGAUCAUGCCUGUGGGCAUUAGUGGACACCAGCUGGUUUCAGACUCUCUGUGUAUACAGAGAUAUGACCCCAGUCUGGGCCUCAUCGCACCCAUAAACCCCAUGAUGGCAGGAAUCAGCUUGAUACAACCUCCACCUGGCAGCACAUCCAGCUUGGUACCACCUCCACCCUCCGACAUUCCAGUCAUCAAAGAGAUCAUCCAUUGCAAGAGCUGCACCCUCUUUCCUCAGAACCCAAACUUGCCCCCUCCAUCCACACGUGAGCGCCCCCCUGGGUGUAAGACAGUUUUUGUUGGAGGUUUGCCAGAAAACGCCACAGAGGAGAUCAUCAGGGAAGUGUUUGACCAGUGUGGGGAGAUCACGGCCAUCCGGAAGAGCAAGAAGAAUUUUUGUCACAUCCGCUUCAGUGAAGAGUUCAUGGUGGACAAGGCUAUUUACCUGUCAGGAUAUCGGAUGCGCAUUGGAUCCAGUACUGACAAAAAGGACUCUGGGAGGAUCCAUGUGGACUUUGCUCAAGCCAGAGAUGAUCUCUAUGAGUGGGAGUGUAAACAGCGCUUCAUGGCCAGAGAGGAAAGACACCGCUGGAAAAUCCACGAGGACCGCCUGCGGCCGCCAUCCCCUCCUCCCGUAGUGCACUACUCCGAGCAUGAGGCGGCACUUUUGGCAGACAGACUGAAAGAUGAUAAUAAGUUCAGUGAGGCCACAGGAGUGCUGUUCACUUGGAUUGACCGGGGCGAAGUCAACCGCAGGACUGCCAAUCACUUCUACUCCAUGAUCCAGUCCGCCAACAGCCACGUUCGGCGCCUGAUGAAUGAGAAGGCUCAGCAUGAGGAGGAGAUGGAAAUCGCCAAGGAGGCCUUCAAAAACGCCCUGAUGGCCAUUCUAACUCAAUUCGAGCAGAUCAACGCCGUUUUCACCGCCGCCACCCGGCAAAAGGCAUGGGACCAUUUCACAAAAGCACAGCGCAAGAACAUAGACAUUUGGCGCAAGCAGUGUGAGGAGCUGAGAAAUGCCCACAGUGAAGAGAUCAUGGGCAUCAGGCGGGAGGAGGAAAUGGAGAUGUCAGAUGAUGACUCGGAUGAAAUUGCCUGCAAGCGGAUGCGAGUCGAAGAAAACGGAGUGUGUGAUCAGACUCAGGCCUCUCUGAAGGAGGAGAACGACUCCCUGCGCUGGCAGCUGGAUGCCUACAGGAAUGAAGUGGACCUUUUAAGAAAGGAGCAGAUCCGAAACAGCCGGCCGGACGAGGAUUACGCACAUUCACAAACACAGGAGUCUCAGCUCCAGCUGCUGCAGCAGAGCAUGCACAGCAUGCAGCAGCAACUCUUGAAUCUGCAGGAGAAGCUGUCAAGUAAAGAAGCCGAGCUGGAGCAAGCCAGAGAGGAGCACCGGCACCUGGAGGGGGAGGUGCUCUUACUCAGAGACAAGCUGCUGUGUGGUAAAGGAGAGGUUGUAGAGUCAACCAAUGGGGAACUUCUUGACCAGAGCAUGAAUAGCUGCAUUCCUGCACUCGUCCGCAGCAGAGACAGACGGACUGAGUUCAUGAGAGGAGGAGUCGCAUCAGAAAAGGAGGCUCUGCUUCUAGGCAUCAUGUCCACAUUUCUCCACGUUCAUCCGUUUGGAGCCAAUCUUGAAUAUCUGUGGUCGUACAUUCAAAAACUGGAUGCAAAGGUGACCGCGAUGGAGCUGGAGCACCUGAUGGUCCGUCUGCCCAGCAUGUUCAAGCAGGAACUGAGUGGAGUUGGAGCCAAUCUAGAGAAACGCUGGAAAUUCUGCGGUUUUGACAGCCCCAGCACGGCGUGACGCAGGAACAGCACACACACACACAGUGAAGGCUGGUGUAAACAGACGCAGAAAACUGCAGACUUUAAAAACGUGUGUCUGUGCUGCCCACAUCCAGCGACGAGCAACUUUCCUUCAACUGGACUCUAGUAACUUUAAAAGGAUCCCAGAUCAUUGCUGAUUUUUGGACGAAGGCUUUUAAGGUGGAGUUCUUCUCCGUUCCACAUCGACCCUAAUGCUUCUGGUUUUCUGAGAUGACUGUUUUAUAGCUGGUGCACCCGGAGGAUGAAACCGGUCCAUACUGAGACUCGACUGGUAAACCAAAGUUAAACCGUCACAGAUCUCACCCUUUUUCAGCUGAUAAAGAGAAACUUUUAGUAGUUAUUGUCAAAAGUUGGACUGUUUGUGUUUUUUUCUCCGGGAUUUCCUUCAGACCAGUGCCGGCAAACAGAUUUAUCACACCGGGGUUCAGAAGGAGAAUUGCCAGAUAUUUUAUUUGCUUCUUUGCAGCAGCCAUGGCUGUGUUCCACUACACAUGUUUAUAAUAUUGACUGUCUAAACCUCCACUGUUGUGUUGGCUUCAUAUUUUUAUAUGUGAACUAUGUAGAAACAUGAUUAUUGAGGUCGUCCUCUAAUAAGCUUUUUCUCUCAGAUGUCAACUGUUUUAGCCCUGAAGGUGAACUUUGAGGCUAAAGCUGAAAAAGGCUUUGUAAUAAAUGAUCUAGAUGACAUGCAAGAAGGAAGAUGAUGGAAGAAAAGAAAUCCAUUAGUUCAUUUGCAUGGUUUAUGGUCUGACACUUUUCUUUUUCUUAAUAAAUAAUAAAAUAAAUUGUCAUGAUUGCCACGUUUAAGUGCAGCUGCACUUUUUCCUGCAAAAUGUUGCAAAUUUUUUUCGUUUAAAAAAAAUGUUGGUACGAUAUUUAAUCACAGAAGAGCAUUUUCUGUGUUUUCAUGAUUCAUGAAAAAUAAGUCCUUUACAAUCCUAAUUUAUAUUUGAAAAAUCUUUUUUUUAUUCCAUAUAAACUUUAAUUUUUUGCCAUCAAAUGUUGGUUAUAACUCAGGUUUGAUUUGUGAGGACAUGCCUUUCAACUGUCCCACUUGUUCUGAGCUCUGACUUAACCGUAAGACCUUAAGUUUUUCUGAGAAAAACAAAGCAGCUGACCGGAUUCUUUUUUUUCGAGCAUUGAAACUAAUUACUCCAACACUGUAAAACGUUUAAAUGGUCAGAAUCUUUAAAAAAAACUGGAAGUUUUAUUAAGAAGUGACUUAGAAAAGUUCACUUGUCACAUAGCUGAAGGAAAGUUUGGAAAAAUAGAUAAAAUCUAUUUGACUAUUUUUCAUCAGAAUUAGUUUUCAAAUGUUUUCUGUAUGAAAAAACAAAACAAAAAAACAUUAACCUGCUAAAAGCUGAAGAGUACUGGUGUCAGUAAGGAUCUUGGGGAAGGAGGUGGGGCAGAGUCCACAGCUCAGCGUGGGGGCGGGGCCCCGGCUUAAGAUACGGAAGACCGUUUAAUUUUGAGAGUUUGCAGCAGCGGAGUCUUCUAGAACAGUGUUUUUCAACCUUUUUUGAGCCACGGCACACUUUAACCUCGAUAGAAAUCCCGCAGCACACCAGCAUCAAAAAAAAAAAAAAA
This is a messenger RNA of Oryzias latipes (Japanese medaka), 3972 nucleotides long. RefSeq names its product ecto-NOX disulfide-thiol exchanger 1 (gene enox1). Gene Ontology annotation, cellular component: plasma membrane; external side of plasma membrane. Gene Ontology annotation, biological process: ultradian rhythm. NCBI's taxonomy places the organism in Eukaryota, Metazoa, Chordata, Actinopteri, Beloniformes, Adrianichthyidae. The record is from RefSeq and is a predicted model, not a curated record. Gene Ontology annotation, molecular function: NADH dehydrogenase activity; RNA binding; protein disulfide isomerase activity.